Eruca vesicaria subsp. sativa (arugula) is the source of this 1410-nucleotide messenger RNA. The record is from the annotation of a GenBank genome assembly. NCBI's taxonomy places the organism in Eukaryota, Viridiplantae, Streptophyta, Magnoliopsida, Brassicales, Brassicaceae.
AUGGAUUCGAGUGCUCAACAAGACAGAAUAUCAAAUCUACCAGAUGUUCUUUUGGUCCUCAUCAUUUCAUGCUUGCCUUUCAAGGAAUGUGUUCAAACCAGUGUCCUCUCCAAGCGGUGGAGAUCACUCUAUCUUGAGACGUGGAAUGUUUCUUUCAAGGAAUCCGACUUCUUGAGCCCUUCUGUCUACGCAGAUCCCCUAAGGUGUUAUAUGGCGAGGAGUGGUUUUGUUGAUUAUGUGCGUAGCUGGGUCGCUAGAAUCCAUGAUCAGCCCAUCCAUACGUUCGGGAUCUCCAUCUCGGAUCCAACGACUUACUUGGAUGUGAUCGAGGACCUGAUAGCGUUCGCGGUCCAAAAAGGUGUCAAGAACUUGGUUCUUGAUUUCUCAAACCCGGCGUGGAGAACCAUUAAUAAUGUAAACCAUGAUGAGUUGGUUGUUGAAAUCCCACAAAGCGUCUAUGAUCUAACGACUCUCGAGUCGCUGAAAGUUUGCGCGUGCAAGAACUUUGACCCAUCAAGGCUAUCAAACCCAGGGAAGCUCAAGAGCGUCUAUUUCGGCUGGAUGGAACUUAGAAGGCUUGAGAGUUUAACUAUCAAAGAGUGCGAUAUUGAUUUCGAGAUGAUAUUGGUAGCAGGGGAUAUGAGAGAAGUUGCAAUCAAGAACUGCGACAUUUAUCGUAUGGCUUGCACCUUUGACCUCCCAAGAGUUGACAUAUUCAAAUACUCUGGAGAUAUUUUCUGCUUUCAUUUCGAUAAUAUGAAUACCAUCAUAAGCGAAGUUGAAUUGGAUUUUGGGGUAUUGGACAAUGAAAAUGAUGAAUCAAACGACUCAUACAAUGCAGAAGGAGUAAUGCUUGGGGAGCUCCUUAAUAAUCUCUUUGAUUAUGGUGGUCGAUCUGCUACGACCUUAACGGUCUGUCCGUUUCUACUCAAGGUGAUUACAAGAUCUGCACAAUGUCAACAUCAUCUUCGCCCGAUGGAAAAAACAAAACAUUUAGUGCUGAAGACGAAACUGCAUCCAAAAGAGUUCGAUGGAAUUAGGUAUCUUCUCGAUAAUUUCCCAAACUUGGAAAAACUCACUAUAGAUUUGCUUCCUCCAAGCCCCAUUGCGACGGCUUCAUCAUAUGCUCGCAUCGAUCCAAAGACAUACUGGAUGCAAAACAUAUCAUAUAAGUGUCUGAGAGAAACAUUAAAAACUUUAGUAGUGAAGAACUUUGGUGGUGGCGCAAACGAGUUAAACAUAAUGAAGUAUUUCAUACGAUCGGGAUGUGAGUGUUUGGAAAGAGUUGAGCUAUACAUGCCGUUUGAUUUGGACACAAAUCGAAAGAUGUUUGCAAAUGCCAGAUCUGAGAUGUUGCAACGAAGUUCGAAGGAUGUUCACGUUUCUUGUGAACAAUUCUUGAAGAGAUAA